This is a messenger RNA of Lodderomyces elongisporus, 2391 nucleotides long. RefSeq names its product bifunctional glycerol-3-phosphate/glycerone-phosphate O-acyltransferase (gene SCT1). The coding region runs from base 1 to 2391 and encodes 796 amino acids. The transcript has a single exon. NCBI's taxonomy places the organism in Eukaryota, Fungi, Ascomycota, Pichiomycetes, Serinales, Debaryomycetaceae. Gene Ontology annotation, molecular function: glycerone-phosphate O-acyltransferase activity; glycerol-3-phosphate O-acyltransferase activity. Gene Ontology annotation, biological process: phospholipid biosynthetic process. The record is from RefSeq and is a predicted model, not a curated record.
AUGGCUCAGAAAUAUGAUUUGGAAUAUAAGAGGUUACCGUGGUACAGGCUCGCCAGCUACGAUUUCCUUUUGUGGGCACUCUCAAUCGUGUUUGACUGUUUCUUUAGAGAGAUUAGACCCAGAGGAGCAUUUAAGAUCCCACGAGAUGGACCGGUUAUUUUUGUUGGAGCACCACACCACAACCAAUUUGUGGACCCUGUGAUUUUGCAAAACCAAGUGAAACGCGAGGCAAAUAGAAGAAUAUCCUUCUUGAUUGCGGCAAAGUCGUACAAGAUGAAAUCGGUGGGAACAAUGGCUAAAUGCCAAUUGAGUAUCCCUGUUGUUCGGCCCCAGGACAACUUGGUUAAAGGGUCAGGUAAGAUGUUCGUCGAUUCCCAUGACAAUUGCCGCAUCAUUGGUGUGGGAACGAAAUUCACUACUGAGUGUAUGGUUCGAGGCUUGAUUGCAUUACCACAAUCUCUUGGUGCCACUGAGAUUUCAGAAAUUGUGUCAGAUACGGAAUUGAUCAUCAAGAAGGAGUUUAAGGACCUGGAACAGAUUAGAGUGUUGCUCACCAAUGGAACGUCUUACAAAAGAGCCGACAAGAUUGACCAAAAACAAGUCUACAAAAUGGUAUUUGACCACUUGCUGGACAACCACUGUAUUGGAAUAUUCCCCGAAGGCGGAUCACACGACCGCCCAGACUUGCUACCACUAAAAGCAGGUGUUGCAGUGAUGGCAUUGGGAGCAAUGGAAAAUGACCCAACCUGCAAUGUCAAGAUUGUUCCUUGUGGAAUGAACUACUUUAAUGCGCAUAGAUUCAGAUCAAGAGCCGUGGUAGAGUUUGGCGACCCCAUUGUAAUACCACGCGAACUUGUUAAGAAAUAUUCAAACCCCGAGACCAGUAGAGAAGCAGUUAAGGAUCUAUUGGAAAUGGUGAGUGCUGGAUUAAAAGCAGUCACAGUGACAUGCGAAGAUUUCGAGACCUUAAUGUUGAUCCAAGCAGCAAGAAGAUUAUACGCAGGAAACUUGGCCCAGCAACUACCACUUCCACUUAUAGUUGAAAUGAACAGAAGAUUGGUAAAUGGCUACAGACAUUAUAAAGAUGAACCAGUUAUCCAACAGUUAAAAACCAAAGUCAUGGAGUAUAACGAGAUGUUGAAAUCCUUGCAUCUUCCAGAUCACCACGUCGAAGACUGUCGCGAGGAAGUAAACAAAGCAAAGCUUGUCCCCAUUUUGGUUUACAGAAUUGCAAAACUUAUAAUUUUGUUUACAUUGGCCCUUCCCGGAGCUACGCUUUUUGCCCCCGUGUUUUUGUCCUCAAAAUUGAUAUCAAAACUGAAAGCUAGGGAGGCAUUGGCAAACUCAGUGGUGAAGAUUGCCGCAAACGACGUUAUUGCAACUUGGAAGAUAUUGGUGGCCAUGGGUAUCGCUCCCGUUGUAUAUUCAUUUUAUGCAACUGUAGGUACUUAUUCCUGCUACAGCCAUGGAAUUUUCUCAUCCUUUGGUUUGUUUUGGUUAUGGAUAUUCUUGUACGCGUGCGGUGUUCUUGUUACUUAUAGUGCUCUUUUGACAGGCGAGCAAGGAGUCGAUUUGUUCAAAUCAAUCAGACCGUUAUAUCUUUCAAUAAAAUCAGGCUCAUCCAUAAGACAGUUGAAGAAGAUGAGAAAGGAACUAAGCGAAGAAAUCACAGAGGUGGUUAAUGAGUUUGGACCCAAGUUGUAUCCGAACGACUUCAACUUGUUGAACUUGAAAAACAAAUUGAAUAUUAAUGAUAAGGUUGACUAUGUUGAUUCUGACGAAGAAGAGGAUCGCAAAACACAGGAGUUGAAGAAUAGAAGACAUCAAAGAAGAGGCAAAGGAGAAGGAAAAAGAGGAAGGAUUACAAGUACAACAGAGAACAUUUCUAAGGAGGAAGAUCGUAGAGAGAAUGGUAGUGACUACUACCAGUCUACAGAGGAUGAAGGUGCUAUGUCCAAUUCCUCCUCUGUCUCCGACGGAAUGUCCCUAUUGGCGUCGGACCCCAAAUCAUACACUAACUUGCCCAUCUUUAGCGAUUACAACUUGUAUAAGAAUGUUCACAAUAAGAAUUUACGUUUGGAACCGCAAUCAAAAAUCAAUUCGAGCACUUCAUUACAUAAUGAAGCUAAAGAUGCAAGAGCUCAUGAAAACUCAGAAGUAGAAACAAUAGCACCAACACCAGCAGCAGGAGCACCAGCAAUUUUAGAUUCAUCCGUUCACGCAAAUGGACUCAAUCCAGACUCUAACUCUUAUAAAUCAUCGCCACUUAGCGGUAAGCCAACUUUAUCAAAAUCGCUGUCGGAGGAGCAUAUUAUCGAGAUCAAUUUUGAUCCAAAGGCCCCAUUAAAGGAUAAAAUAAGACAGAGAAUGAUGCAAAACAGAGACUCUUGA